AUGUCACUGAUAGUGAUGAUCUUUUUGCUACUCCUUACAAAAGUCACUAGUCAUUGUUCAUCACCCUCAGGUAUUUACUUGAUGCAUAGAGGAGAGUGCUAUCCCAAUGGAUCAUACUUUCAUGAUGUAGCCAUCGAAACACACCACCUGAUGUGUGUAGCCACUGGAUCUACUUUGAAUGGUGGACAGUGGGUUAGAGCUAUUGAUGGAGAUCCUGUUACCUGUCACAGCAACAGUGACACUGAUCCAUUUCGCUGUGAUAGCCUUGCCUCACCAAAUGCUAGUCUAAGCCUGUACUUACCAAAUGGGCAAGCUCUUUUGCCUGAAAGAGAAGGAUUUUAUAAGUGCUGUUUACCUACUGAUUGUUCAGAUUCCAACACUAACAGUAUUACCGCUAACAUAUUCAGGUGGGCUCAGAUUGCUGAGAUCAAAUUUGAACUCCUUUCAGAUAUGACAAUGCUACCACAGCAAUAUGCAUUGCAUGCCAUCAAGAUUGGUCAAAAGAAUCAUGCAUUUUUACUAGAUGCUACUUGGUAUUACGAGGCUGGAGAUACUAGCAGCAACCUUACUAGUGUAUGCAAUCAGCAGCAAAACAAUUGCACUGUUGGUUCUGGGGUACUAUUGCAUACAAUUAAUGGAACAUAUGAUUAUAAU
Amphimedon queenslandica is the source of this 654-nucleotide messenger RNA. RefSeq lists its product as uncharacterized. The annotation marks the transcript as partial. Lineage: Eukaryota; Metazoa; Porifera; Demospongiae; Haplosclerida; Niphatidae. The transcript is spliced from 3 exons. The record is from RefSeq and is a predicted model, not a curated record.